AGCGCCCAGGAGAUGCAGUCUCCCUCGGCGGAGGUGCCCCCUCCGCAACCGCCCAGCCCCGAGCUGAAGGACACGUCCUAACCCCGCCCCGGGGGGACUUUGCUGACCAGCGGAGGGAGGAGGGGGCUGCGGGGCACCAGCCCGGCUUUCCUGGCACGGCCGGAGUCCGCUGGGAUUUCCUCGGUGCUGCCGCAGCCCAGACCCUCGAGUGCCACCCCCGGCACGGGGGAGCGGCGGGCGCGGCGGGGACACGGUGGGGACCUGCCGUGACAAAGGGGCCAUUCCCACCCGCGCCCUGGGCCAGGACUCGGAGGGGGGAAUUUUUUUUGCCUCUCCAGGGGGAGGAAUAUUUUUCUUCUGGGGCAUUUGGCGGAGCCGAGCGCGGAGGGGGCCCCGGGGGGGCCCUCCCGGCCGCAGGAGCAGCCACGGUGUUUCUUGCUGAGUGUGGUGUUCACUGUGAUGUUUUUGGGUACCACCUCGUGUCCUGGCUUUUCUUCUGGGGCGUGUGGGAGCCUUUCUCAACAACUGGGGGGAAGGGGGAUCACGACACAACUUCAACAGCCCCCCCGGCACUUAAGCAAAGCCCCCCCUGCAGCCAGCACGUCGCUGAGGGUUCCCACCCAGGGUGGCCUCUGCUCCUGGGUAUGGGGAGAUGGGUGAUUUUGGGGAGUGGGGAGCAGGGCGAUGCUGUUUGGAGCAUGCCCAGCCCCCAUGCCAGGGGCACCCACGGGUCCCCACGCUGGGUUCCCCUCCCGCAGCCCCGGGACUGGGGGAAGCAGCGGGGCCAGUGGGGUCCUGCGGCGUUCGGUGAUGCGAGAGACACGGAGAGGGGCUUUCCCGGGCUCUCCCAAAUCCCCUGCUUCUGCCAGCGGCGGGCAUGGGACCCUCCUGCCCGGGCACCGAGGGGCUGAGGGAGGAUUCACUGCCGGCUCUGCCCGGGCCAGGGGCUGGAUGGCCGGGAUGCCGGAGCCGGGCAGGGCGGUUGGACGUGGAGCUGGACCCAUCCCAUCCCAUCCCGGAUGGUCACCUAUAGCUGUCGCUGUGGGACCAGCAAAGCGAUCCCGAAGCCCAAGUCCCCUCUCUCUGGUCACCGCCCGGGCGGUGGCCGGGACAGGGAGAGCUGUGCGGGGCCACCCUCAGGGACACACCGCACCCAGCACCCCGGAGGGGCCGGGCAGCUCCCGGGCACUGUGUCCAUCGCUCGGAGUGGGGGCCAGUCCCGGGUGGAACAGGGUGUGGGGUGUGGGAGGACACCUGUGUGCGUGGACACCCGUGUGGGGGCAUGUGCAGGGCCGUCCAUGAGCAGGGCACACGUGUGCGUGUACCUCCGUGUGCGUGUGCAUGUGCAGAGCCAACCACGAGCAGGGCAUACAUGUGCAUGUGUGAGGGGAUUCAUGGCAUGGGCACCCAUCUACAUGGGCAUCCGUGUGCAUGUAUGGGUGUGCAUCCCUAUGCAUGUGCAUCCAUGUACGUGUGCAUCCGUGUGCACGUCCAUGCUUAUGUGUGGGCACCCGUGUGCAGGGAUAUCCACGUGCAUCCGUGUGCGUGUGCGUCCAUGCAUGUGGGCAUCUGUGUUCCUGGGCACCCAUGUGCACGGGAAUCCUUGUGUGUGGGCGUCCUUGUGCAUGAGCACACGUGUGCAGGGAUGUCCAUGUGUGUGGGCGUCCGUGUGUGGGGGCAUCUGUGUGCACGUGCACCCACGUGUGUGGGCAUCCGUGUCCAUGGGCAUUCAUGGGAAAGAGCAUCCAUUUUCAUGUGCCUCCCUGUGCAGGGGCACCCGUGUGCAUGUGCGGGGGCACUGGUGCACAUGUGUGCGUACAUGUAUGUGUGUGUGUGUGGGCACCCGUGUGCGUGGGCACGGGCUCCGUUGCACAGGGGUGUCUGUGUGCACAUGUGCCUCCGUGCACGGAGCACCCACGUGUGUGGGCACCUUUGUGCAUCCCCGUCCCGGGGGGGCCCGGCGGGGGUCGGUGGCCGGUGGCGAGUGGCCGGGUGUCCGUGCCGGGAGUGGCCGCUGCCAGCGCUGCCAGGGGGAGUAUUUCUGGAGCGCUGUGCUCUUUCCAAUCAUGUGA
Lepidothrix coronata (blue-crowned manakin) is the source of this 2072-nucleotide messenger RNA. RefSeq lists its product as uncharacterized. The coding region runs from base 1020 to 2072 and encodes 350 amino acids. The record is from RefSeq and is a predicted model, not a curated record. The transcript is spliced from 3 exons. Lineage: Eukaryota; Metazoa; Chordata; Aves; Passeriformes; Pipridae.